AGUAAACAAAAGUUUGGUUAGGAUAUUUAUCCAAUUGGGUCCCGAGCUGACGACACAGUGAGAAAACAUACACAUACAGGAAGUGAACAAUCUGUUAAAUAUUCUUGUAUGAUUCUAUCAAACCGGUGUUAAAUCUAUAAGAUAUUCCCAAAUCCAUCAAAAAGGUUGUCUCAGCAUAUUUGUCCAUUUAUCUGACAGGUAACUCAUGUAAUUAAAAAGGCAGGAUAAAAGACAGUCAUCGAAAGUUUACGAAAAAACAAACGCGCUGGUUAUUGUGAAAGAAAAACAGUCAACGACACUAUCAAAAUGGAUUUUGAUAGUCCCGAUGUUAUGAAGGACUUCCCAGGACUAUAUGCCUGCGAUUUGAAUAGAAAAUGUAACAAUGACAGUGACUACAGCGAUGAAGCUGACAAAAUUAAUAAAAAGGAAAUGUUAAUUGGGAAGAGGAAGGACAAGAAAGACAAGAAAGACAAAGAUAAGGGUUAUGCUGCUUUAGAAGGGGAGAGUUCAGCUGAUGAAGAGUGUAAACCUAGAAGUCCUUCCAAAUCUAAGAAAAAUAAGCCAUUUAAGUUCAGCACGAAGUCAAAAGAUAAAAGAGAGAAGUCAAGAGAAAAAGAAAAAGAUUGUGAUAAAAAGAAAGAGAGGGACAAAAAAAGCGAGAAAAAAAGUGACAAAGAAAAAAACAAAAAAGUUAAACAAUCAGUGGAUGAAUUCAUCGAUAUAGCAGAGACUCUUCCAAUAUUUGGAGUUAAUCUUGAAACUGCAAUAGAAAGAAGUCGUUGCCAUGAUGGAGUCGAUAUACCUCUACCAAUCAGAGAAUGUAUUGACUACAUUGAAUCAGUAGGCAUGUCAUUUGAAAAUAUUUACAAAGUUAGUGGUACCAAAUCAAAAGUUUUACUUAUUCGAAAAAUGUAUAAUAACAGGCAAAAGAUUAAAUUGGAAGAUUAUGAUGUGCCUACUGCAACAAGUUUACUUAAAAUGUUUCUAAGGGAUUUACCGGAACCCAUUUUCACAAGUGACUUACUGGUGAGAUUUGAGGAAGCUGGAGCCAUUUUAAAUUUAAACACCAGAGAGAAGCACCUAAAAAUACUUGUGGAUAAUUUACCUCGACUCAAUAAAUUAUUAUUGUCCUGGCUAAUAGUGCAUCUAGAUAAUGUUUCUUUAAAUAACAAUAUGAACAAGAUGACCAAACAAAAUUUGUCGGCAGCACUUAAUCACACAUUUCACACAUCCUCAAAACUUCUUCAUGCAUUGUUACUUCACAGUAAGGCAUUAUUUCCUGAUUUAAAAAUAGUACAAUAUGUGCCGCCGUUAAUAAGCGGUCAACAAUUGCCUGAAGAUUUAGAAUCAAUUGAAUUGGAAUUAAAAAAGCAAGAAUCUCUUCUAACUCAAAUACACACUGAAAUGAAAUUCGGAUGUAUACCCAAAGAAAGAGAGGAAUUAUUAUGGGAAGUGCAAAGAAUUAUAACUCAGUUGAAGAGAAAAAUUAAGUCAGCUAGGAAGGAAAAAGAGAUAGCAGCACCAGAAAAUGAACAAAAUACCCUCAAACAAGGAACAGCGACGGUCUCAGAAGAUAAAAGUGCUGCAGUUCCUGGUCACAUUUCUGAUACUGUUACACAAGCAACAACAGAAGAAGAACAUUGCACAGUACAUGUUACUGAGCCACCUCCCGAACUAAAUCCAAACAUAAAUGCCCUGAAUGAGUUUGAACAAUCAGUGAUUAAUGGUACUGCUGAUUCAUCAAUUCAUCAUGUUCAAGAAGAACCGAAGAACGUUGAUGCGACUGCUGACGAUAAGGAAUUGAAAAACAGUUCAAUUUUGGUCACUGAUAACAACGCAUUAUUAUUCCUUAAAUUUAAAAAUAAAGGUUUAACAUCUUUAAAGGAUCAGCUAACAGCAUCUAUAAUGGAUGAGAGGAAAGAGAUUGCAAAUUUGAAAAGCCAGUUGAUGACCGAAAAAAUGAUAACUCCUCUACCACCAUCGACUAACGAUGGUUUAGAUGAAUUGAUGAGUUUGUUACAAAAGGAAAAUCAAAUAUUACAAAUUACAAAGAUUAACUUGGUCAGAAAAAUUAUUGAACAGCAAGAGUUCUGUAUAAAUUUAAGAGCGAAAUUGGAGUUGGCAUCGAAUUUUUAAAUUUAACUGUAUAUUUUUUGUUCCUUAUUUAUUGUACCAUUUUAAGUUUUAUUUUAAUACAAAUAAAGAAUUUAUAAAUCUCUAACGUUUA
Aethina tumida (small hive beetle) is the source of this 2227-nucleotide messenger RNA. RefSeq names its product ralA-binding protein 1 (gene Rlip). Gene Ontology annotation, biological process: small GTPase-mediated signal transduction. The coding region runs from base 307 to 2136 and encodes 609 amino acids. Gene Ontology annotation, molecular function: small GTPase binding; GTPase activator activity. The transcript is spliced from 7 exons. The record is from RefSeq and is a predicted model, not a curated record. NCBI's taxonomy places the organism in Eukaryota, Metazoa, Arthropoda, Insecta, Coleoptera, Nitidulidae.